Molecule: messenger RNA, 1590 nt
Organism: Bemisia tabaci
Lineage: Eukaryota; Metazoa; Arthropoda; Insecta; Hemiptera; Aleyrodidae
Product: dehydrogenase/reductase SDR family member 7
Molecular function (GO): oxidoreductase activity
Source: RefSeq, a predicted model, not a curated record
UGGAGACGCGAAUAGACUGCUCACCGCUCUGCGCCGGCCCGGUCGAGUCCGCUCCUCGAGUCCUCGCCCAAGUUCAAUGUCAAGUCGUCAGCACCUUGAAUUCGUUUUAUCAUCAAACCAGUUUCGGCUCUACGAAUGUCGAAUUGCGGCAGUCCGGUGCCGUUGUCGAGUCCGCCAGUGCGAUGUGAAUGCACCAGUGCGUGCGUAAACUGUGCAGCGAAACAAAAAUUGUGUUAGGUACCAGCGCCCUUCGAACAUGGGUGUCUUCGAGUGGAUCGGUUUAGGUUAUGUUUCGUACCUGUUUCUGUACGCCGUUUUCCUGUGCUUGUCGGACUGCGAUCUCGGGCUCCUAUUGGCCACCAAGUUCGGGAAAGGCAUCGGGAAAUUUAACAAAAAAGUAGUCUGGAUCACCGGAGCAUCAAGUGGGAUUGGCGAGCACUUGGCGUUGGUUCUUGCAAAGGCCGGAGCGAAACUCGUGCUGUCUGCUCGAAGUGAAACUAAUUUAGAAAGAGUUAAGCAAAAAUGUUUAGGAGCAGAUGGAAUUACAUCAGAGGAUAUUCUCAUUAUACCAAUGGAUGUCACUGAUUUCAGUCAGCAUCAACAGCACUUUAACAAAGUAUUGAGCCAUUUUGGUCAGUUGGACAUCCUUGUAAACAAUGCCGGUAGAUCACAGCGAGCAAGCUGGGAGGACAUUCAAUUGGAUGUGGACAAACAAAUGUUUGACCUAAAUGUUUUUGGAACAAUAUCCUUGUCUCGGAUAGCAGCAAGAUACUUUUUAGACAGAGGAUCUGGUCAUAUUGCAGUGACAUCAAGCAUAGCUGGUGUUUUGGGAGCACCUUUCUCUGGCAGUUACACCGCAACUAAACAUGCUAUUCAUGGUUACUUCAAUUCUUUACGUCGAGAAAAAUUAGGUACAAAUCUUGCCAUAACACUGUUGUGCCCAGGCCCAACAUUCAGCAAUUUCCUUGCUGAAAGCUUUACAGACAAACCAGGGGAGAAAUUUGGGCAGCCCCAAUCUGCAACAGAUCGCAGAAUGACAACGGAACGCUGCGCAUACUUGUCCGCGAUAGCGAUUGCAAAUGAACUGAAUGAGGUGUGGAUGGGGCUCUUUCCGCUUUUACCUCUUGUGUAUAUUGCUGUAUAUUGUCCUGUGAUAACUAACUCGCUUGGUAGAUUUGUUGGAGCUAGUGCCUUGCAAAAACUCAGGGAUACAAAAGUAGCAGUAGAUGAAAGCAAAAGAAAUGAUGCAUCCAGUUAGGUGCUUCUGAGAAAAUUGCACUACAAUUGAGCCUGGCUCAAUCACUCAGAGGUAGCUUGACUGUAUUGAGUACCUACUCACACAUUGCCCACUUUCUUCUACUUCAUAUUUCUGACAGAAAACUAAAUGAUGCAACUGUUAGAAUAUCACCGCACCGCAUCAGCAUUAUCAACAAGUGAAUCUGUCUCACUCUCAUUAACCUUAAUUACUUGAUCGACAAGAUAAUAGAAUUGAAACGCUCGCUUGUAAUUUUCUUCCAACUUGUUCACUCUGUACUUCUCCUUGUAGUAACUCCUUUGUGGAAAGAUGAAUAAAUAAGUCAAUAUUAAGUA